Messenger RNA from Macrosteles quadrilineatus (aster leafhopper), 1311 nucleotides. Its product is annotated as nuclear inhibitor of protein phosphatase 1-like. The transcript has 8 exons. The coding region runs from base 128 to 1180 and encodes 350 amino acids. Gene Ontology annotation, cellular component: nuclear speck. NCBI's taxonomy places the organism in Eukaryota, Metazoa, Arthropoda, Insecta, Hemiptera, Cicadellidae. Gene Ontology annotation, molecular function: protein binding; protein serine/threonine phosphatase inhibitor activity; mRNA binding. The record is from RefSeq and is a predicted model, not a curated record.
GUCUAUGUUGUUGGGUGAAUAUGGUGCGGCAUAGUGAUCUGUGAUCUGUGUAGGCCUACAGUUUAUUUAUAUAUUUGAAUUGCUAGUGUUUGUCACAAAUAGUCCUAAGAAAAGUAGCCUAAGCCUAAUGGCUAACCAUUAUGAUAUCCCGAACUGGGCUGGGAAACCACCAGUUGGUCUCCAUUUGGAUGUGAUGAAGGGAGACAAACUAAUACAGAAAUUGAUGCUGGACCAGAAGAAGUGCUAUCUUUUCGGUAGGAAUCCUCAGAUGAAUGACUUCUGCAUUGAUCACCAGAGCUGUUCAAGGGUUCAUGCAGCUUUUGUUUACCAUAAACAUCUGCAUCGGGCAUUCCUUGUGGAUCUAGGAAGCACUCAUGGUACUUACAUUGGGUCAUUGAGAAUCGAGGCACAGAAGCCGACGCAGUUACCUAUAGACAGUGUGUUCCACUUUGGUGCGUCGACACGCAACUACAUACUGCGGGAGAGGCCCCAGACAGGAGCUCGUCCAAUCAUAGAAGAGUUGGAGAAGUCGUCAGAAGACGCAGAAGGUGGAUUACUGGGACUGCCUGAGACUGAAACUGAGUUGGAUAAUCUGACAGAAUUCAACACAGCACACAAUAGGAGAAUAUCAAUGCUUGGAAUUGGAGAGGAUGGUGAAGCAGCUCCGAGAAAUCGGAAAAGGAAAAAGCGAGGUGUUACAUUUAAUGAAGAAGAAGAAGUAAUCAAUCCUGAAGACGUGGACCCGUCUGUCGGGCGUUUUAGGAAUCUCAUACAUACCACUGUCAUACCAACCAAGCGUCAAAGACUGGAAAGUGGAGUAGGCAUCACCAGUGGACUGACACAACCGGAGGAUCACAAGCCUCAUGCCAUGAAACACAUGCAUCCAUCGUCCUUCAUGAGUCAGUUGUAUCACGACAUGCCAGGUCCCGAGGGUCACACUCCCACCACUCCAACCUCUCUCAUGUUCUCCCCCGCCCUGGCCUCAAGGCUAGGGCUGGCAUUGCCUAACCCUGCCCCCGAUGUGGAAAUGGCCCCGCCUACCCCAGUGGCUCCUCCGCCUACGGAGCCUGCCCCCCUGGCUGAGCAGACUGCCCCAUCUGGUGCUCCGGAGCCCAAGAAAAAGAAGUACGCUAAGGAAGCGUGGCCCGGCAAGAAACCUGGGCCAACACUCCUGCUGUAAACUGUACAAGUGUCACAUUCUACGGUUUGCUGCUUCUGGUCAAACGUUCUUUGCCUUCCAAGUACCUCCCAAGUUGUACAUAUUGUAUUUUAUAGAAUAAGUGGAAUAGUAUGUAAUUUUUUAACUGUGUA